CCUGUUCCAUUUCUUCAACUACACUCAUUUCCCAAUUAUUACACAUGAAAGUGAAAGCAUUGGUUGCCUUCCAAUCCAAGCUUCUAAAUCCAUGCAGAAAUCUAUUUCUCUUCUUCAGAAUCAAACUCAGAAAACCUGUCUUUAUAAGAGCUUUUCGAUUUUGUGCUCACCGCAACAAAACCAGAAAAGCUCAACCUCUUACAAAGAACCCAAUUUCUACUGCCAUGUUUUCAUUUUUCCGAUCCCCUAAGCGGUCAAGAAACAUGGACAGAGUUGGAGAGCUUAGGAGUGUCUCCAAAGAAGAGAAUGAUAGAAAAUUCUUUCCAUCACCGAAGCUCUUUCCGUCACCUCUUACUCCAGCUUAUAUCACGGCCAGCAGAGUCGCCAUGAAGGAAGCAUUCGGCAAUGAAGACGUGCAAGACGCAUGCAGAAGUUUCGAGAACUAUUUGGUGGAGAUGAUAGUUGAAGAGGGAAAAGUGAGGGAUUUGAUGGAUGUGGAAGAGCUUCUGUAUUGUUGGAAGAAUCUUAAGUCUCCUGUCUUCAUUGAUUUGGUGUGUAGAUUCUAUGGUGAGCUAUGUAAGGACCUGUUUUCCCCUGAGGAUAACAAUUGAUACUGCAAAUUGACUCUGCAUCUAAACUUUGCUCCCCACCCCACCCUUUUCUCUCUUUCAAGAAAAGAAAUGAAGAAGAAGAUCAAGAAGCAGCAGCAACUCUCUUUGAUUUUUAACUGUAUUAGAUCAUUGUCACAGAGUAGAUAAUUGAAGGAAUAAAGCCAAUUCUCAAAAUUUUACA
Messenger RNA from Manihot esculenta (cassava), 792 nucleotides. RefSeq names its product transcription repressor OFP17. The transcript has a single exon. Bases 45 to 611 code for a protein of 188 amino acids. Gene Ontology annotation, biological process: negative regulation of DNA-templated transcription. NCBI's taxonomy places the organism in Eukaryota, Viridiplantae, Streptophyta, Magnoliopsida, Malpighiales, Euphorbiaceae. The record is from RefSeq and is a predicted model, not a curated record.